This is a messenger RNA of Penicillium roqueforti, 2133 nucleotides long. RefSeq lists its product as uncharacterized. Gene Ontology annotation, biological process: calcium ion transmembrane transport; intracellular calcium ion homeostasis. Bases 1 to 2133 code for a protein of 710 amino acids. The transcript has 4 exons. The record is from RefSeq and is a predicted model, not a curated record. Gene Ontology annotation, molecular function: calcium:proton antiporter activity. Lineage: Eukaryota; Fungi; Ascomycota; Eurotiomycetes; Eurotiales; Aspergillaceae. Gene Ontology annotation, cellular component: fungal-type vacuole membrane.
AUGCACCGGAUUCACUCGUGGGCGAAAGCUCACGCGUCUUCAAGCGGCCUGCCAGACCAGUCUCCCUCCGAACAGGCCGCCGACCCUGUUAAUUCCGAAAAACCUUCUCAACAUGGACAAGUGAAUGUACCUGUGGAGGACCCCACUCCGGGGUCCGUCACGGAAACCAACACCAAACCGGGUCUUUUGAUCCGUAUGCGAAACGGGUCCGGCCGUUUCUAUCACCAUACUGCGGAUGCUAUCUGCCACAGCUGGAUUAAUGUCUUGCUGAUAUUUGUACCGGUCGGCAUUGCCUGUGAGGCCGCGGGUCUCAACCCAGCCCUCAUCUUCGCGGUGAAUGCAGUAGCCAUCAUUCCCCUGGCUGGACUGCUCAGUCAUGCCACGGAGAGUGUCGCCAGCCGACUUGGUGACACCAUCGGAGCUCUGAUCAAUGUCACUUUUGGAAAUGCAGUCGAGUUGAUCAUCUUCAUCAUCGCUUUGGUCAAGAAUGAGAUUCGCAUCGUUCAAGCUUCUCUUCUCGGCUCGAUUCUCGCUAACCUGCUCUUAAUCAUGGGCAUGGCUUUUCUCGCUGGUGGCCUUCGCUUCCGAGAACAGAUUUACAACAGUACUGUCACUCAGAUGAGUGCUUGUCUGCUCAGUUUGAGUGUGGUCAGUCUCCUGCUGCCCACUGCUUUCCACGCCUCAUGGUCGGAUAGCAAUAAUGCCGAUCGCGAGACACUCAAAGUCAGCCGUGGUACCAGUGUCGUUCUGCUGUUGGUGUAUAUUCUCUACAUCAUUUUCCAACUCAGAACACACUCGUAUCUCUACGCCAGUAUCCCUCAGGCCAUUAUUGACGAGGAAUCCAAACCUGGUGUUUUGGCAGAAUUUAUGAACAGCUCUUCGGAUUCGUCAUCUAGCUCCAGUGAUGAGUCGGAUGACACUACAACUUCCUGGACCACCGCCAAACGGAUCAAAAGAGCAAUGAAGUAUCGCAGACACCGAAAGUCAAGUACAAGCUCGAAAGGGACAAUCUCUCAUAAUUCCUUCCAGAAGAGGGCUAUGGCAUCGACUUCCAAUGAGAAUCACGGUUCCAUCUCCAAUUCAAUUGGUAGCAAUGAACACGCCAUUGAGCUCAGUGAUGAGAUUCGUUACGAUGCCGACGACGACAUCCUGCCCUCUUCGGCAGUCCGUUCUCGCGACUUUGGUUUGGCUCUGAGCCGCAUGGACAGCAAAGCGAGUAAGAAGUCGAAGAAACGAGAUCACAAGAGGCGCGAGACCCAGAAAGCAGAGAAGAAGGCUCAGAUCGAGGCCUCCGAACACAGCGGUCCCUCCGAUCAACGUCCGGUCCUCAAGGGAUUCCCAUCCGCCCCUAACGUUGUUGGCUUGGAAAGCGUGGAUGAUCCCCGGAAACGCCGGUCUCCUUUCGGACCUAUUCCGUCUCUGCUUUCCAACACUGUUUUCAGCUCCCAGUCACCCGCGGGCUCACCCCGUAUGGGGGCCACUUCCUCGCGGCCAGGAAUUUGUCGCAGCAACUCGCUCCCCGCACAUACCAGUCGUCCUCCGCUGGCCGGAAACGCAGUACAGUUCGCCCGUGGCGCUUCUCGUCUAACCGAGCAUAAUGAUAUCGUGGGUCCGGAGAUAGCUUCUCAGGCCCCGGAACCCACAAUGUCACGUACCGCUGCUGUUGUCAUGCUCCUGCUGUCCACUGCUUUGGUGGCCGUUUGUGCUGAGUUCUUGGUUGACGCUAUUCCCGAUAUGAUCGCUAGCUCAAACGUCAGCGAAGCUUUCAUUGGUCUCAUUAUCCUGCCCAUUGUCGGCAAUGCAGCUGAACAUGUUACUGCCGUCAGUGUUGCGACUAAGAAUAAGAUGGACCUGUCAAUUGGUGUAUCUGUCGGUAGUAGUAUUCAAAUUGCUAUUUUCGUCACACCCCUGGUCGUCAUCCUGGGCUGGUGUAUGGACAAGGACAUGUCUCUGUACUUCACGCUUUUCGAGACAAUUUGUCUCUUUGUAACCACCUUCGUUGUCAAUUUCCUUGUACUGGACGGCCGAAGCAACUACUUAGAGGGUGUCCUCUUGAUUGCAGCCUAUAUUAUCAUUGCCCUAUCUGCGUUCUUCUACCCGCCUAGUACGAAAUCAAGUGUUAUCGCAGGCUGA